UUAUUAUAUUUAUUUUACCAAGUGAAAAAAUUAAGACGAAAAAAUAAUAUAAUCACAUUAAAACAGAAAUAAGUAGUAAUCUGAAAAUUUCAACGGAAAUUGCCGAACAAUAGGUGUUUCGAUGUAGGCCAUGUGCUUCAACGGAACUUCAGUGCCCGGAUGCUCAUGAACAUUUUUGAUGUCAAUCGUUUAGUUUCCUUUACUUUUGGCCACGGUAUACCUUUAUUAAACUCAAUACUUCCAAGCUGUGGCCCAUAGUGAAAAUGGCACAGUUCAUAUAUCCCUUGCCAAAUGCCCAAACUGCAGCAGCUUAUCCAGCAGCGCAAACUGCAUAUGUUGCAGCACCCCAGGCAGCUUAUGCUACUGCUGCCCCUAGAGCUGGACAAUCAGCCUAUGAUAGUUACCAGACAGCUCAUGCAGCUCCACAGUAUGCUUAUACAACAAGGACUCAAGUUGCUGUCACUCCUGCCGUGACUUACGAUCAGACUAAAGCUUACUACCAACCUACUCAAGGUGUAGCAGCAGCAGCAGCUGCUGCUGCUGCUGUAGCCUCUUACACUGCUGCAGAAACACAUUACCAAGCUGCGAAACCAACUUAUACAACUAGUACCACUUACCAGACCCAACCCCGACAAACAGCCACACAGAAAGCUACUCCAGUGCAAGUUACUACAACUCCUGCUACCUAUGUCUACACAGCCACAACUACUCCUACCGCUGCUACAACUUAUGCAACUCCAAGUUAUGCUUCGACUACAAGCUCAGGAUCCUAUUCUGGUAAGUUAUCUAUCAUGGGUUCAUUCCACCAGAUAUGUGCAGUAUUUUCAUUCACAGCUGUCCCCAAAAACCUAUAUUAUUUUGUAAACAGGAACUAUGCAAACCUAGAUGGCGAAAGAUUAAUCUAUACUUACAGAGAACAUCUUGAAGGUCAGAAACACAAGAAGAAGGAAGCUGCUCUGAAAGCUGGUGGAACUACUCAACCAGCUGGUCGUGGACAGAACCAACUUCGUUGUGAACUCUGUGAUGUUACUUGCACUGGAGCAGAUGCAUAUGCUGCACAUAUCCGUGGGUCAAAGCACCAAAAGGUUUUAAAGUUGCAUACAAGACUUGGGAAACCAAUUCCUUCAACUGAUCCAGUUGUUGUGUCUCCUGGCCAAACUAGUGUUUCUACUGGAACUACUACUACAACCACUAAAUCUCCUACUAGCCCUGUUUCGCAGACUGCUUCAGCUACUACGGGGUCUGUUUCUUCAGUUAAAACACUAAGCAAGGGCACCACAGCAACUGCUACCAAUACUGGUCAAGCUCAGACCGUCAAAAAAGUUAUGGCUACUCCAAAAAUAACGUUUGUUGGCGGUGCCCAACUUAAGACAACAGGGGCUAAAGCAGAUGAACUGAAAGUUGAGAAAUUAGAAGUGAAAACAGAGCCUAGUGCAACAACUGAGACUGAACCAACUAAGACUGAUAUGGAAGAGAAGUUGAAUCUUCUUGGGGAGAAAGAUUUUAUGCCUGUUGGUCAUGAAUAUAUUGAAGAAGUUAAAAACGAAACAGGAAAAACAAUAAGUUUUCACUGUAAGCUUUGUGAGUGCAAAUUUAAUGAUCCCAAUGCGAAAGAAAUGCACAUGAAAGGUCGAAGGCAUCGCUUACAAUAUAAGAAAAAAGUUGACCCCAACCUUCAAGUAGAAGUGAAACCAAGUAUUCGUGCGCGAAAGAUUCAAGAAGAUAAAUUACGCCGACAGACUCAAAAAGAAGAGUUUUGGAGACGAAGAGAGGCUGAGGAUCGCUGGCGCGAGGAGAUGCGAAUGGAAGAGGAAAUGUAUUGGGGAGAAAGACGACAUUUUGAAGAGAUAGACUAUUACUCUCAGUGGCACCGUCGACCUGGCCAUCCAGCUGCUCCUAUGCCCCCUCCUCCCUUUCCACAACGUCCUGGUGCCAGCGGCCCUCUUGGUGUUGGUGCUUCUACACAUUUGCGGAAACCAGAGUCCUCAGAUGAUAGACAUGUCAUGGCUAAACACACCAGCAUAUAUCCAACUGAAAUAGAACUUCAGGCUGUUCAGAAUAUUGUGUCGGCAUGUGAAAAAGCAUUGAAGUUUGUUUCCGAUCAUUUGGCAGAAAGUGACUUUAGUCCAAAGACAGAAGAAAUUUCAGUGAAAGAAGUGAAAAAAGAAGGAGCAGCAAAAGACGGUGACAAAAAAGAUGAUGGUCCACGAGCUUUGAAGGGUGUGAUGCGAGUUGGUGUAUUAGCCAAAGGAUUAUUGUUGCAUGGAGACCUUAAUGUGCAUCUUGUGGUACUUUGCUCUGAGAAACCAACACGCACUUUAUUAGAAAGAGUUGCUGAUAGUCUCCCAAAACAGUUGGCUACUGUCACAGAUGAAAAUUACGAACUGAGACGGUGUGUUGAAGAAGCUGCUAUAAUUGUGACCAGUGAGAAAGAACCCAAAACUUCUUGUACAGUCACUUUAACUUCACCAGUGAUGAGGGAAACUAACUUAUCUGAAGGAGAGACUGUAAGCGUGAAAGACCCACCGGAUGUUCUGGACAGGCAGAAAUGUCUAGAUGCUCUAGCCGCACUGCGACAUGCUAAGUGGUUCCAGGUUCGAUUCCCAUUUUUUCUACUUUGCAGCCUUAUGGUAGUUGUUCAUUGCUGUUUUAUUGCAGGUGGACCUGGUCUGUAUGAUCCCUGUGAAAAGGAAGCUACUGAUGCUUCAGCUUCACUAACAACUCAAGAAAGAGAAAAUAUUACUGCUUCAGCUCAGCAUGCUCUGAGGCUUAUUGCAUUCCGACAAAUCUACAAAGUAUUAGGCAUGGAUCAGCUACCUGCUCCACGCUUCACUAGGCCUCGCUUUAAUCCUCGUAAGCGCCGACGAACAAAUAGUACUGGUGAGGGAGAAGCUGGCGGAGAGAAGAAAGAUAAGAGAGAAAGUGAUGGAGACCUAAAUCAGGAAAUGACUGAUUAGUUCCACAUUAGACAUUCUAAUCCAUUCCUGCUUUCCACAUAAUUCUCUUCUGCUUACUCUUAUUCAUUUUUUUUUUUUCUUUUACUUUUAUUUUCUCCUUUUUUUUUUUUUCUUUUUAUGAAUUCUUAAAAACCUUUCAUGCCAGUAGAUUCUGCUUUUAAUACAUUUUGACUGUUGAAGUCACUCACCUAAUUAAAAAGAAUUCUUUCUAUGCAGUCAACACUCCUGCUGUUUUCUUUCUUUUUAUCAUGUUCUUUGUUCUAUUUAGAUUUCAAUACCAAUAAGCAAGCAGCCGGUGUUUCUCUAAUGUUUAUUUGGUUAUUGGUACGCCUCCUGUUGUGGUGUGUCCACUAUUUGACUAUCCCUCUAUUCAACACUUACAAUCAGCUGACACCCAUGUUUGUGAGAUAACAACAGAACCAAUCUCCUCUGUACAUAUUUCCAUGUCACAUAUCUGGAGUGGGGCAAAUGGUUGGAAGCACUGCAACCUUUAUCGCUAUCACACUCCUUUCACUGAUCACUCUUUCUGAAUUUUAUUUCAAAUAUUUCACUACGUUAGGAUUUAAAAAGAUAAAAGAAAUAUUUAUUUCUUACUUCAAACAUAUCAGUUUAGAUGAUAUCUGGGGUUUAUUUUGUUGUUUUGUUUGUCUUGGUAUUUUAAAAUAAUUAAAAUGUUUCGAAGUUUUUCAUUAGUACAUUAAAUUUUCUGUAUUUAAAGUCUUUUCAUCUGAAUUAAACUGUUAAACUGCUAAAACCAGUUCAGGUGUUAUUUUCUAAGAAAUCCCAUUGUCUACACUAUCUGUUCUCUUCCCCUUCUUAAUAGGUUUCAUUUAUUUACAUUGUAACUAUCCAACUUUUCUAAAAAAAUAUUUUUAAACUCAUUUCAAGGGUUGUUUAAUAAUGCAGAAACAAUAAUAGUUGGCAGUUUUGUUUUGGUUAACUUUGUAUUUGCAACUUGGGCUGGUUGCAUUGUCUUUGAUAGAGGUUGGGUGCUAGAGUAGACAUGUUAUUCUGAAUAGUGGGGUUUAGACAGCUUUGCAAGCUGCUCUGAAGAAAAGGCACUCUAUGGGAGUCUGAUUUCCAAACAGUUAUAUUUUAAAUGGUAUUAACUCCUUGUUGCCACUAUCUGCACCUAAAUAUUUAUUCUAGAAUUGAAAGCUAAAAACUUUUGUCUCACUGACAUUUAAGAACAAAAUCUCUCCAGCUUUUGUUCUGGUGACAAAAUAUCAGCGUAAUGUAUUUAGAAAAGAUGUUCACUGAUGUUUUUAUUGAUACUGUUUGUAAUUAUCUUGAGGUUUUGGAAGUCUUCAGACUGCAAGAAAACAAGAUUUCUCUUAUAUUGCAAAAAGAAAGAUUUUUUUUUUUUCUUAAAAAGUAAAAAAAAAAAAUCAAUAUUUUUGUUUCUUCUGUAUUCCUAAAUAUUUUAAAAUUGCCAGCUUUAUAUAGAAAAACAAAUACCCAAUGCAACAGACAUCUACACACAAGUUUUCCUAUUCUAGUGCCCUCUGAGAUGGCAACCCCCCACCCCCAAAUCUCAAUCAGUUAGUAGUAUAGUCUUGAAAAUGAUACCUUUUCAACGAAAUUUCUACAACUUACCCUUGGCUUUAAAAAUUGUUUUAGAAGCACCAAAUAUAGUUUACAUGGUCAUGUGAUUGAACUCCUUGGCCCUAUUUUUCUACAACAGAUCACUAUUUAGUUUUACUAAAUAGGGAUAAUACACCUUAUGAACUUGCUAAUUAGUUGUCUUUCAAAAUCUACCUGAAAGUAAAUGAUAGUGCAUUGUGAAAAAAAAUAAAGCAAAACCCCCAAAAAACUAACAGUUUUAAAAAAAAAAUACUGUGUACACUACUAGCUUGUAAUCUCAACUAAUAUUUGAUUGUAUAAAAUACUUGAAACUCCCCACCUCCAAACCACACCCUCUACCAAAACAACACAAGUUAUAUGUAUGUGUGUGUGUGUGUAUACACACACAUGUAUCUGUGUGAAUGUGUGUAUACAUACAUAUUUGUGUGUGUACAUUGUGUGUGUGUGUAUAUUAUAUAUACAUGUGUACAUAUAUAUAUAUAUUAUAUAUACAUGUAUAUAUAUACAUUAUAUAUCCAUGUGUACAUAUAUAUGUGCAUAUAUAUUAUGUAUACAUGUGUAUAUAUGUAUAUUAUAUAUACAUGUGUAUAUAUAUUAUAUAUACAUGUGUGUAUAUAUAUUAUUUAUACAUGUAUGUAUAUAUACAUUAUAUAUACAUGUGUGUGUAUAGAUAUAUAUAUAUGUAGAAUUAUGCAUCAGCUUAUGCCUGAAGCUGACCCUUUCGCAGCUAUAUUUUCUCCCUUCUACCUUUCUAUUUUUGUUGGAAAUAUGAAUAUAUAUAUAUUUUAAUGUGUGGUUAUGACUUUUUCAGUAAAUUGUUUCGUUUUGCUUUUUUCCCCCCCAUUCAAUGUAGUGUCACCUGAAAUUUUAGGGAUUUCUUUAAGACAAUUAUAGAUACUUACACAUUACUUUUUUUGUUUUUGUUUUUUUUUUUGUUGGUUUUUCUUUUUUUUAAAAAAAAAAAAGAAUUUCUCUCAUUUAUUGAAUAUUGAAUGUAUUUUAAGCAGAAAUAAACUUAGUUUGUUGAACAUA
Messenger RNA from Octopus bimaculoides (California two-spot octopus), 5573 nucleotides. Its product is annotated as zinc finger RNA-binding protein. NCBI's taxonomy places the organism in Eukaryota, Metazoa, Mollusca, Cephalopoda, Octopoda, Octopodidae. The record is from RefSeq and is a predicted model, not a curated record. Gene Ontology annotation, cellular component: precatalytic spliceosome. Gene Ontology annotation, molecular function: zinc ion binding; double-stranded RNA binding; single-stranded RNA binding.